AUGUCGGACCAAGUCCCUGUUGUUCCUGCGGAUGGGGCUGUUGCAGCGGAUGUUGACCCUCCAGUUGUCGCGUCUCCGGCUCCAGCCGACGCUGCCGGUGACAACAACGCACAGAACGCUAACGACAGCGUGGUUCCUGCGCCCCAACCUGCGGCUCCGGAGGUUAGUGUUUUCUCUUGUCCGUGUAUUCGUUUUCCUUCGCGCGUUUUUCGGGCUAGGCGUUGUUGGUCUUUUAGCUUGGUUCUCGCUUCUGUGUUAUUAGUUUUAGUUUUCGCGUUUGUACUAGUUUAGUUUUCGCAUCUGUGUACAAGUUUACAGUUUUCCGUCUGUGUGACAAGUUUAGUUUUUGCGUCUGUGUUACCAAUUUAGUUUUCGCAUCUUUGUUUCAACUUAGUUUUCCGUCGGUGUGACAACUUAAGUUUCUGUGUGGCAAGUCUGUGUGACAUAUUUAAUUUUCGCGUCUGUGUGACAAAUUUUGUUUUCCGUCUGUGUGACAAGUCUGUGUGACAAAUUUAGUUUUCGCGUCUAUGUGACAAAUAAUUUAGCUUUUGCGUCUGUGUGACAACUUGAGUUUCCGUCUGUGUGACAAAUUUAGUUUUCACGUCUGUGUGACAACUUAAGUUUUCCCGUCUGUGUGACAAGUCUGUUUGACAUAUUCAGUUUUCGCGUCUGUGACAAGUUUAGUUUUCCGUCCGUGUUACAAGUUUGGGUUUCGCGUCUGUGUGACAGCCUUAGUUUUCGCGUCUGUGUGACAACUUUAGUUUUCCGUCUGGGUGACAAGUUUAGUUUUCGCGUCUGUGUGACCAAUUUAGUUCCCGCGUCUGUGUCAACUUUGGUUUCCCGUCCGUGCGACAAGUCUGUGUGACAAGUUUAGUUUUUCCCGUCUGUGUCACAAAUUUAGUUUUACCGUCAGUGUGACAAGUUUAGUUUUUGCGUCUGUGUACAAAUUUUGUUCUCUCCUGUGUGUUACAAACUUAGUUUCUCGUCUGUGUUUCAUAUUGAGUUUUGUCGUCUGUGUGACGAAUUUAGUUUUCUUGUCUGUGUGACAAAUUAAGUUUUCUCGUCUGUGUGACAAGAUUCGCUUUCUCGUUCGGGUUACAAGUUUAGUUUUCGCGCCUGUGUGACGAAUUUAGUUUUCUCGUCUGUGUGUCAGGGUUGGCUUUCGCGUCGGUGUGUCGUCAUUUGGUUUUCGCUUCUGCGUGGCAAGCUUGUUUUUCGCGUUUGUGCGACGAGUUUAGUUUUUUGCGUCCCUGUUAUAAGUUUAGUUUUUUCGCAUCUGUGUGACGGCCUUGGUUUUUGCGUCUCCGUUUUAAGUUUAAUCUUCGAGUUUCCGUUACGAGUUUAGUUUUUGCGUCUGUGUGACAAGUUUGGUCUUCGCGUCUAUGUGACAAGAUGUUUCACCUGCGUGUGGAGUUUUCACUAUUUUCUCAUUUUUUCUCUAUCCCUUCGUAGGGUUAUGAGAACCUUCGCCAAAUAGUAGAGUCUUUGCAAUCGGCCCUUAACGUUUCCAAAGUAAAUCAGUCCUUGGAAUCAGUUAGGCUCCUCGCCUCUCGUACUGCCGCGCUGCUCGAUCCUUUCACCCUCCUUGCGGCCUUGGAGCAACUGUCAGACCACGCUAGGGAGGCGAAACACACUCAACGCAAGAAGUUUGAUGCUAUUUUUAAACAGUGUCGCCCCCUUGCAAACUCCAACUCAUUUGCUAAAGUGGUACUGCAAAUCCUCGGGGAUAAGGAGGAAAAAGAUGUGGCUUCCCAGAUCCGAAAGAUUUUUAAAGGUCACUCCUCUCCUAGAAGUUCAGGUCCAGGACAGGCCUUUGAUUUUUAG
Molecule: messenger RNA, 1824 nt
Organism: Porites evermanni
Lineage: Eukaryota; Metazoa; Cnidaria; Anthozoa; Scleractinia; Poritidae
Source: the annotation of a GenBank genome assembly